Anopheles maculipalpis is the source of this 1160-nucleotide messenger RNA. RefSeq names its product vitellogenin-1-like. Gene Ontology annotation, biological process: lipid metabolic process. The record is from RefSeq and is a predicted model, not a curated record. NCBI's taxonomy places the organism in Eukaryota, Metazoa, Arthropoda, Insecta, Diptera, Culicidae. Gene Ontology annotation, molecular function: lipase activity. The transcript is spliced from 5 exons. Bases 4 to 1146 code for a protein of 380 amino acids.
ACGAUGGGCAAACAGUCGCUCGUGUUGAUCGUGUUGAUCGCAAGUGUUUGCACACUCCCGGUGCAUACGUUGGACUUGGGAGGAUUUUUCAAAAAGACCGGUGAUGUCGCGAAGGUGGCAGCCAAAACGGCCAAGGGAGUGGCCGAAAAUAUACCGCAGAUAUUUUCACCGGAACAGUUGCUGGAGUUUAGCAAGCAAUCGAUCAUUGGCCUGCCGGCGGAAGCGAUCGCUGCUACGAUCAAUCAAAUAUGUUCCGUUGCACUGCUGUCGAAUGCUACCGCCUCCGAGAACGGCGUGAACAUAACCGACAUGAACUAUAUUCUGAUGACGGAAGAUAACAACGUGACGAUACCGCUGCUGGAGUCGGAUGAUUUGUGGAAGAAUGAGCUUUUCAACAAAUCGUACGAUACGGUCAUACUGGUUACCGGAUGGACCUCGAACGUGAACGAACCGAAUCGGGCCAUCGAUACGAUCUACAAUGCGUAUAAGGAACGGGGCGGCUACAACUUCGUCGUUAUCGAUACAGCCGAGUAUGUGGACACACUGUACACCUGGUCCGCGUUCAAUACGAACGAUCUUGGCGAAGGUUUGGCGGAUGGAUUGAAGGGAUUAAUUCAGUACGUGCCGCUAGAGAAGAUUCACCUGAUAGGGCAUAGUUUGGGUGCACACAUCGUUGGUGCUGCAGGGCGAUACUUUCAGUACAAAACGAACAAAACGAUACCGCGUAUUACGGGAUUGGAUCCGGCAAAUCCUUGCUUCAAUGAGGGAGAAUCACUGAGUGGCAUCCAGCGUGGCGACGCUGACUUUGUGGACAUUAUUCAUACGAACGCCAAGGUUCUGGGCAAGCGUGAUCCAAUAGGGGAUGCUGACUUUUAUCCUAAUGGCGUGGUCUCUGUCCAACCCGGAUGCAUCGAUCCAGCGUGUUCUCAUAAGCGUGCCUGGGAGCUUUACGCUGAGACGGUGUAUCCCCAAACCGAAAAGAGUCUACUGGCUGUUAAGUGUAAUUCGCUUCUUUCCCUCACUACCGGUGGGUGCGUAGGUAAUCCGAUUCCGCUUGGCUUCGCCUGUCCGAAAACGGCGAAAGGAAACUUUUUCCUGAAGACAAACGACAAAUCACCAUUCGCUCUAGCUUCUACGUCGGAUUGAACACGAUCAACUUG